Molecule: messenger RNA, 2150 nt
Organism: Aspergillus alliaceus
Lineage: Eukaryota; Fungi; Ascomycota; Eurotiomycetes; Eurotiales; Aspergillaceae
Exons: 1
Coding region: 216-2150 (644 amino acids)
Molecular function (GO): hydrolase activity
Source: RefSeq, a predicted model, not a curated record
GGGAGAGGAAAGGGCUUAGGUCGCAAAGUCUAGAUCAAGUUGCCAUGCUCGAUUGUCGUUAUGGGUUUAAUUUCUUUUCUUGUACAGAGUAAGUAUCGUGGAAAGCCUUGUCUCUAUUAUCGACAACACAUCUCAUUUACUCCUCUGUAAUUUUCUUGAUAUAUUUAUUGCCUUACCCUUUCCCCCUCUCUAGAAUCCUUACCUUAUUUGCUACAAUGGGUGCCGCGCUCACCUCCCCCGUCUAUAUAGACUAUGAUGAAUUCUUUAUAAGUAGCAGCAACAUCCUCGCUGUCCCGUAUGAAAAUGUUACCGCCGCUUUCAAGACGCCCAUCGCUAUCCACUCUACCGCUAUAGAUGGCUUCGACUGGACGCAGCCGUAUCCGGGCUCCCGCAGAGACGGCCACACGGCGUACCUCGAGAUCGCCCAGGAAAUGCCCUUGUCUGCGUCUAUCGUGGAAAAUGCAACCACUGUCCUGUCGUCCUUAACAUUUGGUAUUCCCGACAGCAUGAGCUCUGGCGGCCAGCCACUGGCUAUGGACCCUUCAUGGUACAUUUGUCGCCAUGUCUUCAUCUCCACCAGACCCGAGGUGAAGCUGGCCGUCGACGGUGGCAGCAAGUGCAAUUUCCUAUCCCAGGCAUGCCAGGCCGAUCUCAAGACCAGCCUGACCCAGGAUUGGGGAAAAGUAGCCAACGGCACCAUGUGCUCGGCGCUUGGCUUUGAUGCCAUACCACCAAGCUGUCAGGACUCGUUUGGCUUCGCCCGUCAGGACGUCAUGGCUUUUGACGCCGCCUUCCUCGCAAAUACCACCCUGGGCCCGGUGCAGACGAACAAAGAGCAACACCAGUACAGCUGGCGCAUUGGCACUGGAUACCACAACCCUGGCGAUGCUCGCGCCUACGCCUUGGCCGCCAACCGGACAUACCUCGUCGCCACUGUCUGGGGUUACAGCCAGAGUGCAACUCCCAUUCGAGUCCCCGAGGUGUCGUUCGGUUGCCUCUCGUCUGGCGCAAGCUACAUCCCGCCACCUCCUGCCCCUCCGCUGUCCACCACGACAACGACUACGGCAUCGACGUCUCCCACCUCAGCCCCAACCGAGACGCCCAUCCCCAACAACGUCGCCUUUGGCGAUGACUUUUCCAGCGGGUCCAUGGCCCAGUGGAAGACUUACGGUGGUUCCUUCGACGCAUCCUCGGGUGCCUUAGUGGGAAGCACAUCUCUCGGUGGCAAGGCCCUGGUGAACACCAACUUUAAAAACUUCCUCUUCGAGGCCGAUGUCAUGCUGCCAUCGACCUCUGGUAACGCCGGUCUUCUCUUCCGCGUAUCUAAUCCGAGCAUUGGUGCAGAUGCCUACAGCGGCUACUAUGCAGGUAUUGAUGCCUCUGGAAGCGUUGUCCUCGGCCGGGCGAGCAAUAGCUGGACGCGUCUCGGUAGCUCGCCCGCCGACAUGGCAUCCAACAAGGUCCACCACGUCAAAGUGCAGGCCAUGGAUAAGGCGCUCGACCUUUUUGUCGAUGACAUGAGCAAGGCCAAGGUCAGCGUCAUGGAUGGUAUGUAUACCAGCGGCAUGAACGGCGUGCGAGUCUACGACACGGGCGCCACCUUUGACAACAUUCAAAUCACCCCACUGGCGUUUAGCGAUGACUUCUCAAGCGGCACCAUGGGCAAGUGGACAACCGUGGAUGGCAAAUACCAAGUCUCAUCCAAUGCUGCUGUUUUGUCCGCCUCGCCCAUCGCCAAGGCCCUGACCACCGACGUCACCUCCAAAGACUUGAUCUAUGAGGCCGACGUCUCCAUCGACUCCUCCUCCGCUAACGGCAACGGCGGCUUCAUCUUCCGCGUGUCCAACGCUAAGGCCGGCCCGGAUAGCUACAACGGGUACUAUGCUGGUAUCGGCAACGGACUCGUCGUUCUCGGCCGCGCGGACAACAAUUGGAAUGAGCUCAAGAUGAUUCAGGCUGCGGAUAUCAAGGAGGGACAGAAACAUCACUUAGUGAUUCGGACGAGUGGAGAUUCUAUUUCUGUCUACGUGGAUGACUUGAAUACGCCGAGGAUAAUGGUUAAGGAUGGAAAGUAUAGUGCUGGGUUGAGUGGCAUUAGGGCUUAUAUGACGACCUUGUCUGUGAGUAAUGUCAGGAUUUACACGGCUUAA